AUGGCAUUUUCACAACGGGAUCCAGAGUCGUCCAGUCCAUCUCCAUCUUCAGGUUAUCGCUCACCUGAUUCACCACAGAGUUCUUCAUCACUCCCUUCCUCUCCCACUCCAGUUUCACCAUCAAAAUCUCCCACAGGAAGUCAUCCAAAAAACGUCAAGAUUCGUUUACGAGAAAAUAAUUCAUACGAAGUAGUUUCAACGAAUUCAUUAACUGAAGAAGAUCAAUUUGAAAAUGAUAAAGCAGAGACAGAAGAGCUUCUUGAUCAUGGUAUUGAUGAAGACAAUGACAGAGGGGGUGAUGAGGCAUCUCUUGAAAAAUUUCAGAAACGUCAAAAGAUGAUGGAGGAACAAAACAGGAGAAGAAGAGAAAUUCUGUCAAAGGCCAUCGCUGACAGGAGUCGCCGCACUCAGUCAGAAGCACAAAAAUUGAAGCAGAUACAGUCUGAAUUAGCCAAGUUGGACACCCUUCUUUCUACUGAUGUUUCUAUUCUAAGAGACCAAAUAGAGGUUGCCAGUUUAGAAUUUAAUGAGGCCCAGAAGCGUUAUGACAAAGCAGAGAAGGAAUUUAUUGAUGCCAAAUUGCAGUUGUUUAAUAAGCUAGAGAAAAAAGAAUUACUUACAGAACAUUUGUGCCGGAUCAUUGAAGCCAAUGAAUUAAGGAAAGCAAAUAAAUUGUCUGAGCUAAUGGCAAAACUUGAAAUGGUAGAUGGUGUAAAUGAAAUGACUGAGGAUGCCACAGAAGAGGUCUUACCUCAGUUAGCCAGCCUAGAUGAAGUAACCUAUGCAGCAUGCACAACUCUUAAGGAUCCAAAGAAGAAUGCUGCAAUCAGUGCUAACUUAGCCAUUUCUAGCUGUGAUAAUAAUCAGGAAAGUACAAAAGAGAAGCCUAAGGAGAAUGUUCCUGAAAAACAGGAUAGGUAUACAAACGACUCAGCUACUAAUGGAAAAAGUCAGGACAAUCAAGAGAACGGAAGGUUGGAGAACAAAGAAAGUGUUGAAAAUCCCAGUGCAAAUUCUCUAAGUGCAGUAUUAAAGACUAAUGGAAAAAGCAGUGGUGAAGGUAAGGUGAUGGAAAAUACAGAAAACUGCAGUGGUGAAAUAUGCAAGAAUGACCCAAAGGUAAGUUGAGAUAAUGGCUAAGGGGCUAAGGAUACAUACUUGCUUUUAGUUCAGUAGCUCUAGUUUAAAAAUAAAGUUCCCUAAAAAGAAUUUGAUAUUAUAUGCUGCUUUUUUUAGACUUAUGAUGUAUGCAUGUUUGUAUGUUGAUAUAUGAGGCAGUACCUGAUUUUCUUUCAAAUAUGCUAUAAAAUUUUUAUUUCAAAGGCUUUACCAUUCAUCCACAUUUAAUAUUGAAAAUUUCUUAUCAGUUUCUUUUGAAAUCACUCCACUUUUUGAGGUAAAGUUUAAAAAAUUACAGUAUUUGAAUUGAAUAGUUGUCUGUGGUAGUACUGGGCUUCCAAAUAACGAUAGAUAUUGCUGAUGUGUGAUAUUGAAUGUUAGGUUUUCAAAGAUAUACUAUAUACGUAUAGUUGUAACUAAAGAUAUUUAGUUGUGUUUAGAACAGUUAAAUGUGAAGGUUAUUUAUAUACUGUGUCAAUGUAUGUACAAGUUCUUGUCCAUUAACCAGAUGUUGUCCCGGUGUAUAUUAUAUAAUUUCAUUCUCCUGAUUUUAUGCUCUCUCAAAGCAUGAUUCUCCUUGUCCAGAAAUGAAAUAGGUUGUUAAACGUUUGUUUGAAUUUUAGGAUUACUUUCACCUAAUUUGGUUGUUAUGUAUAUCAUAAUGUUUCAAAAUACUAAUCAAGACAAAGGUGAAUUCAAAUUCAAUCUUUGUAGUGUUGUAUUUAUAUGUUUAAAGAGCAUCAGCUAUGAACAAUAACGGACAUGUUUUUCACAGGUAUGUCUUUUGCACCAGCCUAUCUUUUAGUUCUGUAUUAAAGAAACCUAUACUUAAAUUUUCUCAUCUGCAACCAAAAUUUUCAUGUACUAGUAUUUUCAAAGGGCUUGUUUCCUUGACUAAUAUAUAGCAGUUAACAUAGCUAGGAAUUAUGAACAUGCAGUAUUUUCCCAAAAUGAACAAAACACUCAAAAGAAUGACUGUGUUUGAAGUUUGUAAAUCUGUACUACUGUAUUGAGGGUUGAAUGUCCUAGUAGUGCCCUCACAAGUGGUUAAUUCCUGCUUUGUGACUUGUAAUGUACACUUCAUGCAGUACCAAAGCCUCUUUGCCGCAUCCCUUACAAUCCAGCUGCUUGGCUGUCUUUUCCUUUUCUACUCACUUGGAGUUCUCUGACUUCGCCCUUGUCAUGCAAAAAUUUUUGCCUUUCUAAAUGAAGUCUUUGAACUUGAUUUAUGAGAAAGAAUUUAGGUAUCAGAUUCAUUGGUGUAGGCAACUUAGUUUAUAAUAUUAAUUCAUCAGGAUUUUCUGUCUGUACACAUAACUUUAAGGAACAUACCCCUCGCGUAUAUUGGGAGUCCACUUUUUCUUAUUUUUUAAGGGUCUUUAUUUUUUAAGUAGUGCACUGUAUUCUCUUUUCUAUUAUGAUGGGCUUCUGUAGAAUGAAAAUCUCUGAAAUUCCAGUGUCCAAUAGCUAAGAUCUAGUAAUUUUAUGAAAGUUCUUAUUUUUGUGUUUAAAUCUUAAAUCCCUUUUCUUCUCAGACUGUAAGACUUGGAAGAUAAAAUAAUGUUCCUAACUUAAUAUUUACAGUACAUAUUGGUCUUUUUUUGCUUUCUAGGCUAAAGUAAAAAGUUAAUGCAUGUUUUGUAUGUAUGACAACUUGGCACAACAACAGUAAUUAACACUAAAGGGAGAGUAGUCUUGGCAAAUUUUAAUACCAGCCACAAUUCAAGGCCUGUUGGCAGAUUUAUGCAAAUGAUCUUUACAGAAAUCCAAAAAACCCAAGAAAAUGACAAAUUUUCUAAGACAAUUUGUAUUUUUCAUAGCUACAAACCUGAGGUCUUAACAAUAGGAUCAUUUCUAGCGCCUAGCUAGAUCCGGUUAAAAUGCAGAUGAAAGCAAGGAAUCUUGUGAUAUCUGGCAAUGUGUGCGUAUAUCGGGUGAAGAGUGGUCAUCAAAUACCACACCCCGACGCCACCGCGUCAGUCUUUCCCAACCGGGAUGUCUUAACAAACAGAGGGGUAGCUAGAGGUGGGCAGUAUAAUGUUAAGAUCUCAGGUUUGUAGCUAUGAAAAAUACAAAUUGUCUUAGAAAAUUUGUCAUUUAUUCAUACGUGAACAAACCUUCAGUCUUAACAAUAGGAUAGACUCAUACUUGGAGGGAGGUACAAGACAUCCUAAACCGGCUGGUGGACUACCACCAGUCCAGCUCCUGAAGAAAUGACUUCUGGAGAGGGACUGAAGCCCGUUGAGAAGCUAGAUAAAUUGAUAUCUAACCACUCAGAACCUAAGUGACGUACAAUGAUAUAUGGGAGAACCAUUGUAAUGGGAACCAAAGAGAAACUUUGACUGUUCAAUAGCAAACCAAUACAUCAGGUUUUGUUACCACUCCCAACUCCUCCUUGACAAGGAGUGGAGCAUAUGCUACCAAAUAGAGGGUUUGAUAUCUGUAUAUUAAGCGACCACACAAUCAGUAUGACUACCUUAUUCACCUGUAUCAGACCAGUCCAGCGAAUGACGUGUCUAUUCCUUAACCCGCCCAAAGGAAGACGGAAAGGUACAAGAGAAAGAAGGAGACCAGCCAACUCACUCUUUCUCUCAUCCACACAAUCAUCUUAGGUAAGAUACAAAAGUGCCCUGUUAAGGACAACUAUGAGUUACACAACCUGUUGGGCAGCAACCACAGGACCCAGGGAAAACGUGUUCGUAGAUCUGUGGGCAACAUCCUUAAGAUAGAAAGAGGUGAACGUGGACUGGCGUAACCAAGUACCAGGGCUCAGCACUCUAUGCACAGCCAAGUUAUUUUUGAAAGCCAGAGAGGGACCAAUACCCCUAACGUCAUGCGCUCUAGCCUGCACAGAUGUGGUGGCGGAAUCAUCAAGAGCCAAGUAUGAAUGUCUAAUGGCUUACUGUAUCCAAAAAGAGAUAGUAUUCUUAGACACCUCUUUCUUAGUAUGUCCUGUGCUAACAAAGUCUGUGGCAGCCUGGUCUAAGGUGCCGAGUCCUUUUAAGAUAGCAACGCAGGGCCCGGACAGGGCACAACAAAAGCUCUUGAGCAUCACCACCCACAAAAUCAUUCAAUGAUAGAAUGGAAAAUGAAGUGAACCUGUCAUCAUGCACAGGGAUUUUGAGUCUUGGCCACAAAUUCCGGGAAAAAUUCAAAGGACACUGACCCCCAACCCCUGGUGUGCUUCACAUCAUAGCUCAGACCGUGGAGCUCUCCUACCCUCUUUAAAGAUACCAAGGCCAGAAGCAAAACUGUCUUGAGCGUCGAGUUCCUGUCAGAUGAGCCGCAAAGGCUCAUAUGGACCCUUAGUGAAGCUCUUGAGAACCAAGGAAACAUCCCACGUCAGAAGCUUGAGCUCCCUAGGAGAACUUGAUUGCUCAAACCCCUUAACUAGCAAGGAAAGUUCCCAGGACGAGGAGAUGUCGAUACCUUUAUGGCGUAACACCAAACUCAGGGCCGCCUUGUAGCCUCUAAUGGCAGAAAUGGACAAACGUUUCUUGUCUCUGAGUAAGGUUAAAAAGUCUGCUAUUCACUGGAUAGAGGUUGCGAGUGGAGAAAAACCCCGUUUAGGACACCAAUCACAGUAGAUCGCCCAUUUGCCUUGAUAAACCAUGGAGGUCGACUCUCUGAGACUGCUGGACAUAUGCCCUGCUGUUCUCUUGAGAAAAGUCUCUCGCUCGGAGGAGACACUUGAUAGCCUUCAACUGUGAAGAGACAGGGAUUCUACUGACUGGUGGAACCUUUCCGCAUGCGGCUGACACAGGAGAUGCCGCCAAGGGGGAAUUUCCCUCGGAACUUCUGACAACAAAGGCAGCAGAUCUGGAAACCAUUCCACCUGAGGCCACAGAGGAGCUACCAAAGUCAUCCUGAGACCCUGUGAACUCAUCAGCCUGUUCAGAACUUGAUGGAUCAAACAAAACGGAGGGAAGGCAUAAACCUCCAGGUUGUCACCGAGAUGUUGGAAUGUGUCCUAUGCUAACGCUAAAGGAUCUGGAACCACUGAACAAAAUAUCUCCAGCUUCCUGUUGAACCGAGUCACAAAAAGGUCCAACAUUAGUCUCCCCCAAACCUGGAAGAGUUUGUCUGCUACCACUUGAUGAAGGGACUACUCUGUGCCUAGGAUCUGAUCCCGACGACUGAGUUUGUCAGCGACCACAUUCCGUUUGCCUGGGAUAUACCUGGCUGAGUGCUCUACCGAAUUGCUGACCACCCACUAAAGAACCUUGAUGGUCAAGACGUGAAGUUGACGAGAAACCAGGCCUCCCUGCUUGUUCACAUAGGCGACUACCGUGGUGUUGUCCGACACAAGGAUGACAGAAUGACCCUCUACCUUCUCCCGAAACUCCUUCAGACCCCGAAAGGCUGUCUUCAACUCCAAGACAUUGAUAUGUUGCUGUUUGUCCUCCAAACUCCAAACGCCUGAUGCAAUGAGGCCGCCUAAAUGAGCCCCCCAACCUGCAAGGGAGGCGUCUGAGAACAGAAAGAAGUCCGGUGGAAGAGAAUGCAGAGGCACACCCUUUGAAAGAUUUCGGUCAUCCAACCAAAUGAAGCUUGUCUCACUUCCAGAGACAGAGGAACCGUUAACAGGGGUGAGUCUCCUGCCGGAGACCAGAAUUCCCCCAGUCUCCAUUGCAGAGACCAAAGAUGAAGUCACCCAUGAAGGACCAGUUUCUCCAGGGAAGAUAAAACUCCUAGAAGAACCUGCCACUGAUGAGCUGACUGAUGUGGUUCCGACAGGAAGUCGCGCGCCACCACUUGCAACUUCUCCAAUCUCUGAUCCGACGGCAAAACUCUUGCAACUGUCGUAUCGAUGACCGUGCCCAGGUAGAGAAUCCUUUGACUGGGUACAAGGUUUGACUUUUCCUGGUUGACUAAGAUGCCCAGUUCCAGACAGAACCGAAGUAGACGAUCCCUGUUCUGCAGCAGCUUUUCCCAGGAAACUGCCAAGACCAACAAAUCGUCAAGGUACCUCAGCAAACGGAUCCCCUGAGCAUGGGCCCAACUUGACACGAGAAAGAAGACCCUUGUGAACACUUGAGGGGCUUUUGUCAGCCCGAAGCAUAAGACUUUGAACUCAAGAGAGAGAAGCCAAGGAACUUCCUGGACGUCGGAUGAUUAGGGAUCUGGAAGUAUGCGUCCCUUAAGUCUAUUGACAGCAUGAAGUCACCUUCCCUCACAGCUGCCAACACUGAACACGGGGUCUCCAGCUUGAACCGUGUCUUCCUGUUGAAGUGAUUCAAGGUGGAUAAGUCAAUCACAGGUCUCCAACCUCCCGAUGCUUUGGGCACCAAGAAUGAUGUGACUGUAAAACCCUGGAGAUGGACACACCACUUCCUCUAUCGCAUCCUUGUCCAGCAUCUUCUGCACUUCCUCCCGAAGAGCCAAGAACUUCAGAGAAUCUGGAGGAUAUGCCUUCCUGAGCUGCGGCUUGUCCGACAGAGGAGGAGAGAAGUCGAAUGGCAGUAGGUACCCCACCUGAAGGACAUCUACCACCCACUUCUCAGCUCCAUAACUCUGCCACUUGGCCCAAUGGCCUGCCAGGCACCCCCCCCCCCCCCCCAUGGCGCAGUAGCGGGAGAAGCGCCUAACCUACCGACGGCCCCCUUUACCUCUGCCCCUUGGGCCUCUUCUUGGCUUAAAGGAACAAGAGCGAAAGGGAUGUUGGUCCUCUGAUCUAGGCUGAGACGAACUCCUCGACGGCCUACCAGGCGACGAUCUUCUUGACUGCUGCUGGACAGGGGGAGGAGGAGGAGCCGGACGUCUCCGAGGAGGGUUCAACAAUUUGGAAAGUAGGACUCAAGCUCGGUCGUCUGAAACAGAGGCGUUAACCUUAUGCAAGACUGACUGGACGUGCCCCAACAAGGGAAGCUGAAAAGAUGAUUUGGGAUCCUGUGUAGCUCCCAGCAAGGCUUCAAAGCAGGAAGGAGUGUAAGACGACCGAGCUUGAGUCCUGCUUUCCAAAUUGUUGAACCCACGAAUGAGAUCGACAACUUCUGAAAAGGAAGACAAAAACUCUUGCGUGUCUCCCUCUUCCUACUCCUGCAACGGAGACCGACGACAAGAAGGGUGUGUAGGCUCCUCUAAGGCACCUUCCUCAUUAAAAUUAAUGGAAGGAUCAGCAGCCAAACAGCCCUGAAACACCAACUAACCUGUCUGGGCUGGGUCCACGUGCCGACUCCCGUGACGAACCAACUACAAUACUAGGAACAUCGCUAUGCACUCUUCCAACAGAUGAUUCUUUAACAUGUCCACGAAUGGUCAUGGGCAUGGCAGACGUACGAACGUGAGUUGAAGAGGAAUCCCAAACACUCGAGAUCGAAGGAGAAUCCCCCAGAGUCGAACUCCUGGAAGCACCAGGGAGAGGGGCAGGCAAACACUCCUGCUGCACCAACUCCACGCUCACAACCUUCGACCUCUUGACAGGCGCCUUGAGAUCCUUAUGCUGACGAAUAGUCCCUGGAGAAGAAGUGGGAGGGCUCGCAUCAUGUGCACGGACAGGGGAGGUUGCAACAUGCUCACGAUUCGAUGCAGAAGACGAAGCAGCCACUGCAGAUUGCACAAGGGAAGAUACACAAACACUCUCCGAAACACCAACACUCUCGAGAACACGGCCGCAUUGUUCCUCCCUCGUAGGCUAAGAAAGAGCAAAGUCCAUAGCCUUCUUGAUACGCCGACGUGGCAUAGAGGGGGAAGAAGGAGAGGAAGACAGCACUUGUUCCUUACGCGAUCUCUUCGCAGGAGGCGGGGACGAUGCAAAAUGUUUCCUUCCAGUCCUCCCAGCCGACAUAGCAGCCAACUCAUCAUCCAAAACAGUCCAACCUCUUAGGAACCGCCUGGCAUAAAGCCUCAGAUGGAUCAGCAAGAGAAGGCUCCGAUGACAUGGAAGGGAGAGGCAGUGCAGAGGAGACGUCUGGGAGUGAUGUCAACGAUGGAAGUGACGUCACAAGUGGUGAUGACGUCACGGCUUCCCCUUGGUCCGAAAGGGAAGCAGAUGCCACUGGCGGAGGAAUACAAAAUGACUGACCCCGUGACAUCAUUAACGGGGUUGACACCACAGCUUCCCUCUGACUCGAAGAAGCGGCAACAGUCACUGGUGGAGCAAUACAAGUUGGCUGACCUCGGCUACCCACGAAGACGAGGCCAGGAAGGGGGAAGGGCCUGGCCAGCAAGAGGAGAGGGUUAGCGAGCAUCUUGGACACCUCCGACUCUGGAGUAAAUGAGAAUGAUGAAAAAGCCUCCCCCUUCCCGGGAAUCAAAUUAACACCCAAAGAAGAUAGGGCGACAUUAAAAAAAUUAGCCUGAGGACCUCCCGAUACUUCCGAUGACGAAUCGAUGGAAAAAAAGGAACGAGACAAAGGCACAACACUACUAUGGGGUGCGAGCACCGCUGGAGACGAAGCAUAGGGAAGAGAAGUAAAAACUUCCCAUGAAGGAAGACUAGAAAUCCUCCGAUGCUCUCUCUUGCUAUAAAACUACUUCCACUGCUCUUUAGGCCAUGCACGGCAUUCCGUGCAAGGAUUUGUUAUUAUACAAACAUCAGAGCGGCACCUACUACACGUGAUGUGGGGGAUCGCACCCGAAGCCUAAAAACGAGAACACAGAAAACCUGGAAUUCCGGGGCACACACGUUGACGAGGCCAAGAAGGAGCAGAAGAAGCCAUAAUAUCAGCCAAACACACUCGCACACAUACACACACUAAACAAGCAAAAUGGGCAAUGAACUGGGUAAAGGCUGAGAGAGGUGAACCACAACUCUCGCCCAGGCGGUUAAGAAAAAGACUGAUGCGUUGGCGUAGGUGCGAGGUCUUUGACCACUCUUCACCCGACAUACGCAUGCGUUGCCAGAUAUCACAAGAUUCCUUGCUUUCAUCUGUGUUUCAACUGGAUCUAGCUAGGCGCUAGAAAUUAUCCUAUUGUUAAGACUGAAGGUUUGUUCGCCUAUGAACAACUAUGGCUGUGAAUCAAGUGAAGAUUAUUUAGAUUUAUCCAGCUCAUGCUAGUACAGGACUAACCCAAAUACGACUUGUAAUUAGGGUGAAAUACAUAAGGGUAUAAGAAGCUAGUAUGGACCUCUGAACUUUGGACAGCCAAACACAGCUAGAAAAUGGAUUAUAUCAAAUGAAAGUAAGAGUAAUGUUUGUAAUGCUGGGGAUAUGCCUAUGAAAACCUAGAUAUGAACACUUGUUGCAGGGAAGAAGAAAAAUGUACUUGUAAGCAUACAUAUAAGCAAAGAUAAAAAAAACUUUCUUUAAUUGUGUAUGUUAAUGUAAUACUCUUGCAUUUAGACUUAUUGUAUACAAGCAGUAUUUAUGGGUCAUUACUGUAUUGGAUGCUAAGUGUAUCUACAAAAGAGAAGAGUUACAUAUCUAUAUUUUAAAAACUUUUGUGAACAUACGUGACUGUUUAGGAAAAUAAAAGCAGAGAGAGACCCUUUAUCUGCCAAAGAUCCUCACCUUACUCAAGUUCCUAAAUUCAUACCACAGGAAGGUCAAAAUAACAGAACCAGAUAAAAACCCUCUUUCUGACAAAAGCUCAUCCUCCUCAUGAAACUUCUUAUUAAUUUGUUUAGCAUAAACAAAACAGUACCCUUAAAUAACCAAAAAAGAAAAGUACACCAAAGAUACUUAACAUCAUGACAUCAAGGCAGUUAAAAUACGUAUAGGAAGAUUGCAUCUGAAAAAGUCUAGGAAGGGCAGGGAACUAUUAAUAUUGUGUAUGCAUUCCAUGGAUAGUUAGUGCUUUGAGGAAAUAAAAUAAGUGGGGUCGAAGACAAGAUGAACUAGUCUGUCUUCUCUUUCAGGAUGUACGUAUUUGAAGCAUGGAGUUGUAAUUGAAUGUAAAUAUGUAAUGCACAAAAUUAUAUCUUGCUUAUCUCUACAGGCUGCUCUAUGAGCAAGAACCCAUGCUGGCAUAAGGCCAGCUUAAUCUCAACCAAGCAACCUGCUUUUCUCUAGUAGAUUUGUUUCAAAGAACAUUUAUUUUUGCCAAGCAAAAUAUUUUUUUUUAGUUUGGUUUGAUAGCCUGUUUGUUAGUUGGAUUAUGUAACAUGAUAGUAUAUGGAUUUUUAAAAAAAAUUUCCCAAAAGCUGAGCUUUUGGUUAGACAAAACGUACAUGAUUACAUUCUAUGAGAGAAAGGAGUACUAUUGCUUAGGGAGAAUGGGUUUUUAGAGGCUGUAUCGAUAAGCCUUGUUUCAAAUAUUCUAGCCUUAAAAUCUGAGAACUGUGCACAAUUUUCAUAGAUUUUGGUAAAGAAACUAUAUCAUCACCUCUAUACAGAAAUUGCGAUUGGAGGACAUUUCUCUUAAUCUGGUAUCAAAGAGGAACUAUCUGAAUCUUAGUUUCAAUAUUCGGAAUUAUCAGUCUUCUAUAGCAGUGGUUCCCAAAUUAGUGGUUGGGACCCCAAGUUGGGUCGGAAUGCUCAUUAUGUGGGGUCAUAAACAGGCCAUGGGGUCGGUAGGGUAUCGCCAUGGAAUGGGUGUCACCCAUAAAUUAUCACUAGUGCUGACAGUUAUGAAGUGUUAAAAUAGUAUCACCAUUUUGUACUAAUAAACUGAGAAUUUUAUUUAUGAUUAGCUACCUUUUUAGUACGUAAAAUUUAAAUGUUUCUGUUUCUUUUUUACUUAAAUAUCACAAUAUUACCAAAAUUCUCAGUAAAGCUGUAAAUGUGGAAAUAAACAUAACUCUUGGCAUAAUAGUAUUA
This is a messenger RNA of Macrobrachium nipponense, 10820 nucleotides long. It is a transcript of the gene Gorab, whose product is annotated as RAB6-interacting golgin-like. Gene Ontology annotation, biological process: non-motile cilium assembly. Lineage: Eukaryota; Metazoa; Arthropoda; Malacostraca; Decapoda; Palaemonidae. The coding region runs from base 1 to 1128 and encodes 375 amino acids. The record is from RefSeq and is a predicted model, not a curated record. The transcript has 6 exons.